AUUCCGCAGCUAGUUAGCUAGAUUAAUUUAUCAAACCACUUUGUAUGCGUUGUUCGUUGGCAACCUUGAACUUUAUUAAGUUUUGGAACAGAUUCCUGUUGGAACGUUCCACAGUAGAGCAUUGGACCAGUAACCGGAAGGUUGCUAUAUCGAAUCCCCAAACUGAUAAGAUUCUUCUCUCCUCCUGGAACCCAAUGAUCCCAUUGUUGGACAGGCCUUCACCUUGCCAUCAUCGACUAAUGGGACAAUGGAAGAAGAGAGCCAGGACUGUGUCAGAGUGUCUGACAGCUCAGCUGAGGCCAUGGAGGAGUUAAGCAUCACAGAGUGUAGAGUAGUAGACCAGAGCCUGUGUACUACUGAUCCUCCCAUGAGGUCUCUUGAAAACUUUGAAGCAGAAAUCUACGAUCAUGAGGGCAAGGGAGCAUACAGGUUCCAGUGCCCCAGUGCAGGUCUGUUCCAGUGCAGUAUAACAGGCCUGGUGUUCAGGAUGGAGGGAGAGGGAGAGGUGCUCUAUAGGACAGUCCACUGGGACAGGAGGCUUCUAUUCCAGAGAGGCAAGAGACCUGCAGGACCUCUGUUCACGUUUACAUGCCUUAAGGGGUCUGUCAAUCAACUACACCUUCCCCACUGUGAGAUUCAUUCUGAGGGUGGAUGUGACUUCCUGUCUGUAGCCCAUGUGACUGAUGAUGACAGUAUGGAGUUUCUCCUUCCCCAUGAGGCAACAGAAUCUCACGUCAUAUUAAACAUCACUGGAUUCAGCAAAUAUGGCAUCACCAAGGAGCAGGAAGCUCCUGUCUCUCCUAUCCGUGCUCUGGUGCUACUAUUUUACCAACUCCCAGAUGAUAACAAUAGUUCCACCCUAAAUGUGUUGUUGCUGCCCAGAAAUGUUGACAUUGAUGAGGAAGCAGAGUUUGUGGAUUAUGAUUCCUAUACAAACUACAUUCCGACAUUUCAGUUGUAUUUACAAACUGUUAUUAAAAAAGUGAAUCUUCUUCUGGAAGAACAUGGUGGUCCUGAAAAUGAACGUGUAUGGGACCGCCUUGUUUCACUACCAGCCUCACCAACAGAAGUGAAGUCUGCAGUCUCCGCAACAGAAGUUCCCUCUUCAGUUACACCACCAGGUGGCGCUACAUCGGGGACAACAAAGGUUCAUUUUCUGCUGUUGGACACUAUGGAAAAGCUGAGUCGAAGCGACCUGAAGAAAUUUCAGUGGUGCCUGAUGAAGGGUGUGGAGCGCUUCUCUUCCAUCUCAGGGGGCCUGCUGGAGGAUGCUGACAGGCUGGUCACAGUGGAUAGGAUGGUACAGAACUACUGUGAUGAGGGAGCUGUGAAGAUCACACUGGAGAUCCUGAGGAAGAUUAACCAGAACAAUCUGGCUGAUGAGUUAGAGAUAAAGUUCCCAAACAAUGUCUGAACUGUAUACAGUAUGACUACAACUCUGUAUGCAUUCGCACAUCAAGUCUUCUCUUGAGAUGGGCUCAGGGAUGGAACAACUAUUGAACAUCUGUGGUUGUUUG
Oncorhynchus keta (chum salmon) is the source of this 1517-nucleotide messenger RNA. RefSeq lists its product as uncharacterized. Lineage: Eukaryota; Metazoa; Chordata; Actinopteri; Salmoniformes; Salmonidae. The transcript is spliced from 10 exons. The record is from RefSeq and is a predicted model, not a curated record. The coding region runs from base 248 to 1414 and encodes 388 amino acids.